This is a messenger RNA of Mus caroli (Ryukyu mouse), 1932 nucleotides long. Its product is annotated as germ cell-less protein-like 2. Gene Ontology annotation, molecular function: protein binding. The record is from RefSeq and is a predicted model, not a curated record. Gene Ontology annotation, biological process: germ cell development. Lineage: Eukaryota; Metazoa; Chordata; Mammalia; Rodentia; Muridae.
GUCUAGGCAGGACUGUCAGACUACAGCAAUGCCUCAACCAAGAAGCCUCUGUGAGAGUCCGUUCUAGGAAUUUUCAUCAAUGGGGCUUUUAAUCAGCAGGGUCUUGAGAUGCAGGGAUUCCAGUCUGGUAGAGUCACAGCCAGAAGCCAUAGCCAGAGCCAGUUGUCUUUCUGGCAGUCGCAAGCGAAAAAGAAACAGUUCGGAGGAGUUGGCAACAAGUUCUAACGUUCAUGGACCUCAAAACCAGGGAAUGUAUCCACAUCAAGUUCUCAACUACAUCUACUGGAAAAGGGUUAAGAUCUCAUCUAAUGAUGCUUAUCAAAACUUAUUUUUGGACGGGAAUGAUAGCGACAUUAAAAUCCGUGCUCUGGGAAGAACAUGGUGUUUACACAAAGUAUUUUUAUGUCAGUCAGGCUACUUUGCUAAAGUUCUCAAAGGUACUUGGAGAGAAUCACACCAUGGUGUUAUAAAUCUGAUCAUUAAGAAUGAGGAUAUUGAUACCCGAUCUCUGCAUUUUGUGUUUGGUGCUUUGUACACAGAUGCGGAUUUUUCAAUAACACCUCUGGAAGUUCCUCAAGUUUUGGCAGCAGCAUGCCUGCUUCGGGUGGAUCGAGUAAUUCAGCAGUGUGAAGGAAUCAUGAAAGCAACUAUCAACAGGAACACUGUGUGCUCCUACUAUUUGGCAGCAGAAACCUAUAGAUUAAAAGCUGUAAAGACCGGAUGCUUUGAAUGGCUUCUUUGCAAUUUGAUGGUACAUCCAAGUGUGGCACUUUACAAGGAAGUAGAUAUGAAGUUGAUGUAUCUUCUAGCUUUGUCUUCUGACUUACUAGUUAUGCAAAAGGAGAUCGAUGUGUAUACCACACUAAAAAUAUGGAUGUUCCUUUAUCUUAAUCCAUGCUGGAAUGGAACCAUGAAACAGCUUUUACAACAUGCAAACAACUGGCUUUCCACCCACAUGGCAUAUGUUGAUAACAUCAGUUUUCUUGAAAGUGAAGAAGGACGAAUAUUUCAACCAGUGUUUAAAAAGCUGAGAUUUCAGCACAUCAUCUGUGACUUGACUUCCACAACUAUUCUUGAACAAGAUCGACUAAUACCAAUGGCAUGGUUGUCACCCAUUUACAAACAACAGUGGGUGACUUUGCUGCGAACACAAGAAUCUGGGGUAAUUGGACCACAAGUUAUCAAUGAACAAGAACUUGAAGAAUGCACCAUGAGGUGUGGUACAAUGAUCCCCAAAGAUGGUAGAUAUACUUGGAAGUGGUCAGUUGGACGACUUGGCUUUCCUUUACGGGUGACCUUUACCAGGCAGUGUGUAAUUUUAAGGCAACGGUGUCAGCGGUGUGACGGUUCUGCCUGCCAAAACCAUAUCCGAAAUGUCAUAUUCAGAAUAACUUUGGUGUGUUUUGAUUCCAACAAAAGAAUAACUUUCAGAAAAACAACAGGUUAUAAAAUCCUCACCUUUGAAUAUAACGAGGAGCAAAUUGUAAUGAAAUUGGAUAGUGAUGUUCUAACCUUCCCUAUGUGUAUAUUCUGCAAUUUCCUUUUUGUAAACCUAGGAAAUGCAGAAAACAAGUAAUCUUAUCAAUCAUUAGACUGUAAGCAUUUUACAUGUAUCGAAUGGCUCAUUUAAUAUGAAGGCUGUGUAAUGACUACAGUGAGGAAGACCAAAAACAAAUUCAACAUUCUUUGGAGUCUAGUACCACCAGAUGUGACUGCUUCCCUCCAUCACCUUAUUUCCAUGUAUUUCUGAAGAAAAAUUUUACUUCCAACAAAGUAUUUGUCAAAUAAAGUUAAUCUUCUGAUUUAAAUUUACCAUCGAGAGCCAAGUUUGGAAUGGAAAUAAGAGACUAUAUUUGCAAAGUAAAACAUCUCAAAGAACUUGUUAAGUAGAUUUGGCCCUAGCUAAAUUUGAGACAAAAUAAAAUCAUUCCA